GCCACACCCAUGGGAUUAAUCAUUAGAGUGUUUUUCUCGUAACUGGAAAGCAUAGGCAAUGGCUACUCGCUCUCUUCCAGAGAAGUAUGUAUGCAUUGAUGUCGAAUGCGUUGCGACUGGUCGCCGUCAUGACGCCCGGUCGGUUGCCCUGGUGGCAAUUGUCGAUCAAGACGAACGAGUCUUAUUGAAAAAGAAAGUUAAACCAAGAGAAACGGUGAUGAGCUACCUUACACCAUUAACGGGCCUUCGUGAAGGAGACCUGGAUGAUGGAGAACCGCUAGAGAGUGUACUGGCGGAAGUUAAACGUAUUCUGAGUCCCGAAAUUGUUCUGGUUGGACAGCUCGUCAAAAAUGAUGUGCAAUGGCUGAAGUUGCGCGAGGGUGAACACUUUUCGUGUACAGUAGACCUCGGAGAGCUUUUCAAGGCCUACAACCAUCGCUUUUCAAACUACAACUACUUUCCCCUGAGUCACGAAGCCAACACUCUUCUGUACCAAGGUUUUAUUUCUGACGAGCGCGAUCAGGUCACAGACGCAAAGGCUAGCGUUCAACUGCUUAAAAAAUUUUACGCCGACAGUGGACGGUUGGAGGAAGCUAAGAAGAAAUUGCUACGAAAUCGUCCUCCUCCAUCGUGGGUAAAGCAGAAUAACUGCCGCUGGGAAGGAGUUUGCUUGGCGGCCUACUUUCCAGAAAAGUGCUUCUGUGGUGCUCCAACAAAAAAGACUUAAAUGACUCACCGUCAAAGUGCUAUAAAAGUAAAAGUACUUUAGUAUCUUUACUAUAUAUAGUACUAUAGGUAUCUAACUAUGGUAGCUUAGCUAUAGACUUUGUUUUAGUGCUAGGGAAGUAGUUAAAGAAGAGUAGCUAUUUGUGCAGUUCGCUCAUGUCAGCGACAACUCCCACAAAAGAGCUGCCCUAAACCUCAAACCACUGUCCUAUGGUAUACUCUCACUCAAGUUCCUUUGUAGAGAGGCCUUUGUGAUGUUUCAGUUAAGCACAAGAGACUCUAUAAUUGCAAAGCAAUGUAACGGUGGCUGUAGAAGAGUCAUCAUUGGGGGGAAUGAUGGUGAGCACCACAAAUGGAGAGCUUGCUGCCUACUAGAACCAUAGAAGUGUGGCAUUUACGAUAA
Messenger RNA from Geodia barretti, 1129 nucleotides. NCBI's taxonomy places the organism in Eukaryota, Metazoa, Porifera, Demospongiae, Tetractinellida, Geodiidae. The record is from the annotation of a GenBank genome assembly.